Messenger RNA from Anopheles darlingi, 5553 nucleotides. RefSeq lists its product as uncharacterized. Lineage: Eukaryota; Metazoa; Arthropoda; Insecta; Diptera; Culicidae. Gene Ontology annotation, molecular function: nucleic acid binding; zinc ion binding. Bases 1 to 5553 code for a protein of 1850 amino acids. Gene Ontology annotation, biological process: DNA integration. The transcript is spliced from 2 exons. The record is from RefSeq and is a predicted model, not a curated record.
AUGCCAAUCACCAAUUCGCCAGCUGGUGACCAGAAGUCCGGUGGAGAAAAGGUGCCGCGGGCUGCGGAUGUGCCUCGUGGCAACACAGAUAGUGGUCGGCAAGGCACGAGCCAAGAGCUGGGAAGGCCAUCCGCCGCCAACGAGGGGGCGCGGCAGCUGGCCGCGCUCGAGGAAGCCAUGCGGGCCGUGACAAUCGAAGCCAAGGCCGGGCACCUUGACGACGAAUUGGUGCCUAUUAAGGCAGACAUGCUGGAGGGCAUGUAUAGGGAGGGCUGUGCCGUGCUCUCUCGCCUCGAAGCGAAGACCGGUGCGCCUCAACGCCGCGGCCAAUUCUGCGAUGCAUACGCAGCGGCGAGGGUUGCGCUGGGCCGCUUGCGGAAGGCUGAGACGGCGUCCAGCUCCGUGCUGGACGCGACGACGGCAAGUCCGGCGCCGAGGCCUGAGCAUCUGCCUCGCAUUGACUUGCCGAAGUUCGGCGGGGACCCGAGCGACUGGCCAUCGUUCGCGUCCCGCUUUGAGCGGCGCCUGUCCGGCUGGCAGGAGGACGCGACACGUUACGCGUACCUCCAGCAGUGCUUUGCAGGGUAUCUGCCGGCCUUGCAGAGCGCGGAAUCGUUCGAAAAGGCUGGUAUGCCUUUCGAGGAGGCAUGGAUGAGGCUCCAAGAGCGGUUUUAUAAGAAGCGAGUGGCCUUCUUGGGGCAUUUCCGUACCAUCUUGGAGGCCCCAAGACUGUCGAGCGCCUCAUCGAACGGCCUGAUGCGGCUCAUCGACGUGGUGGAGACGGCCAUCACGUCAGCCCGUCAGGUUGCCGGAAAACCAGAGGAGGCACCCUCUACAAUGGAGGACGGGUUCCUAGUGAGCAUAGUGCUGUCCAAGCUGGACGAGGACAGCUUGGCACGCGUUACCAGAAAGGCCGACCAGCAGCUCAUUCCAACGUGGAAGGAGCUGCGCGACGAGCUGGAUUCUAUGGCGAACCGGCUCUACUACGAACCAAAGAGGCAGAAGGAUCCGGCCUCCCGUGGCCCCCCAGCCUCCAAGGUUCAAGCAUCGGCCAUAGCACCGCGCAAGGCAGCCUACGUGGCUACCACAGCACCAGCGGCGGCUCAAUCGAAGCCGAAGUCGUGCAUCGCUCGGGAUCCGGCUGGCGUUAAAGAUGGCCCCGCUUCAUCGGCUUCCGCUAAGCCGAAAACGGCAGAUGAUCGUCGGCUGUGCUACGCAUGUGACAAGAUGGGCCAUAAGGGCAAUCUCUGUCCCGAGAUGCGUGUGCGGUCCGCAAUGGAAAGGGUAAAUCUCAUCAUGGAACGCGGGAACCCCCGCAAAUCCUCCCGUGGAACACCCUCGUGCGUCUCCCGUGACGACGAUACCACUACGACCAGUAUCGCCACCCUGUUAGCGACGGUCAUCGCCCGGGUGCUAGGUGCUGAUGGCCAGUGGCAUCAAGUACGCUGCAUUAUGGAUUCGGGCAGCCAAAUUGAUGCAAUUACCAUUGCCGCAGCGACACGGCUGCCGAUGCCUCUCCGGCCAUCAAGGCUGCAGUUGGAUGGUGUUUCCGGGCCACUCGCAGUUACGCGCGAAUGCGAAACGAUGGUGGCUAACUGCGACGGAACCCACAGCUUCCCGGUGAAAUUCUACGUGAUCCCGGAGCUGCCUAACCUCCCCUAUCGGUCGCUGAAAGGGAGCAAUGCUGGUAUGCCCACAGACUUGGACCUUGCCGACAAGUCAUACUACGUCAGUGGCCCAGUUGACGUAAUAUUGGGCGCCGGGGUGUACUUCGCCUCGCUCAUCCCAGGAAUGGGGCGGACUGAACGAGGGCUAACCAUCCAGAACUCCGUGUUCGGAUGGUUAGUGGGCGGAUUACUCCGUCAAGACGCUGCCCAAAAGGUCAGGUCGUACCCAUGUGGAGUGGCCACAGUGGAAGACGACCUCCGUAAGUGCAUCGAGCGAUUCUGGGAGGUUGAGGAUGCAUCUCUCCCGUGGAAUCCGGGUACGCCGUCGGCUACAGCACCGGAACUUGAGGCUUUUUUCCGCGAUACUACAUCAUUGGCGCCGGACGGCCGAUAUGUAGUGAAAAUUCCCUUACGGGGGGAGUUGAGUGAGCUGGGGGAUUCCUACCAGCACGGAGUCAGGCGCUUACUAGCACUCGAGCGUAAGCUAGAGCGCCACUCCAGCACAUAUGACGACUACCGCGCAUUUAUGCGCGAGUAUAUUGAGCUGGGACACAUGACACUAGUCGAACCGGAAGACGCGAAGCGGGUACGCUACGUUAUACCCCAUUCGUGCGUCGUAAAACCGGAAUCGUCAACUACCAAGCUACGUGUGGUGUUUGACGCCAGCGCCAAAUCGACCACAGUAGUGUCACUCAACGACCUCCAAACUAUCGGCCCGGUCCUGCAGCCGGAUUUGUUACGCAUCUGGCUUGACUUCCGGCUACACACGGUGGUAGCAACGGCUGACAUCGCAAAGAUGUACCGCCAAGUGUGGGUAUCAGACGAGGAUACUUGGAUGCAGUGCAUCCUGUGGCGCGACCAUCGUACCCAGCCGAUGCAAACGUACCGAUUGCGCACCGUUACGUACGGUGAGGCAGCCUCCUCUUACUUGGCAUGCAGAGCACUGCAAGAGGCCGGAGAGGAGGUACGUGCCAGUAGUCCUGCGGUCGCAGAUGCCAUACGACAUGGGUUCUACGUGGACAAUUUGUCGUUGGGUGCCGCCACAUCCGAAGAGCUACGUGUCCUCUGUUCGGGUGUGGAACAAGCGCUGCUUCGCCGCGGUAUGCCCUUGCGAAAGUGGGCCUCGAAUAUGGACGAUGUACUCUAUCACGUACCACCGGAGCAUCGGGAAGCUCCAGUGAAGAUCGGCGACCGCGAUGCCGUUCGCAUGUUAGGGUUAUCCUGGUGCCCGACCGAGGACACUUUCCAACUGGUCAUAGGCGACGAAAUCCUUCAGCUAGCGGAGAACCUGACCAAACGUGGUCUCGUCGCAAGGAUUUCCAAGCUUUAUGAUCCAGUUGGGAUCUUGCAGCCGGUGAUCAUCACGGCCAAGAUGAUAAUGCAAGAUCUGUGGCGCGAAGACCUCGCAUGGGAUGACUGCGUGUCUCCCGCGUCAGUCCACCAGUGGAACGAAUUCACGACGCAACUCCCGUUGUUGCGGAAGCUGCACAUACCACGGAUGGCUGCUCCUAGUGCCCCGACCACUAUACGCAUCGAUGGAUUUUGUGAUGCGUCGCUGAAGGCAUAUGGUUGCGUAUUCUACGUAACCUUCACGGACAAUCAGGGCAACCAAACGACACGCUUGUUGUGUUCAAAGGCUAGAGUAGCACCGCUGAAGACGACGACGUUGCCACGUUUGGAGCUGCAAGCCGCCCUGUUGUUAUCCGAGCUCUACGUGAGAAUUCGAGAUGCCUUCGACUCCCGUGUCAAGGAAACAUACUGGUGGUCGGAUUCGCAAGUAGCUUUGUCUUGGAUACGAUCCGACAACACUCGGUGGGACGUCUACGUGAAACACCGAGUGGCCAAAAUCCAGGUGGUUACUGCAACCGCGGACUGGCGAUACGUACCCACCAAGCUUAACCCUGCCGACAUAAUCUCCCGUGGGAUCUCGGCGAGGAAGCUUAUACGUCCAGAAGUGAUGGCCUUCUGGCUAAACGGCCCCACAUUUCUGAACUCGGGCUGUGAUGCAUUCCCUGAACCAACAACACCAGAUGAAGCAGUCGCAGCAGAGUUAGGAGCAGUGCAUUCUCAGGCCUCGGUCUACGUGGCUACCGUGGGACCCGAAUGCGACGACUUGAUUUCGCAGUACCGUCACCACUGCUCCUUCUCGAAAACACGCCGACACUUCGCCUGGCUUGGACGGGCGGUCAACAAUUUCAAGGCAGGCAUGGCCUCGCAACGCGCAAUGAACCCCGGUCUGGUCCCUACGUACGGACCAUUGACUCACGCUGACCUGGAGGAUGGCCUAGUGCGCAUUCUGCGAAGGAUGCAGGCGACCGCCCAUCCCAACGAAGUGAAUGAGAUGCUGACGAAAGGAUGCAUCACACCGACGAAACGCAUGCAACAUCUUAACCCCGUUUGCGUAAACGGAUUAAUCUACGUGCAAGGACGAUUGCAGAAUGCGGAACUUGCCGACGGCGCCAGGCUGCCGAUCCUUGUCCCGAAGUCCCACCCGUUCUCGAGGGUGAUGAUCCGGGACAUCCACGAGAGGAUCUUCCAUGCUGGAGUCUCAUUGGUAAUAGCGGAGUUCCGAACGCGUUACUGGAUGCGCGACCUGCGGCGGACGGUGUUGGGGGUGCUUGCUCGAUGCGUUCCGUGCGCAAAGGCUCGCCCACGCCCAUUCGCUCAACAAAUGGGCCCUCUGCCGGAACCUCGAGUGAACGCGUCGCCACCGUUCACACACACCGGCGUCGAUCUUUGUGGGCCAUUUGUGGUGCUCCCCGGUUUAAAGGGCCAUCGCAGCAUCGAUGUCUACGUGUGCAUCUUUGUCUGCUUCGCGACGAAGGCAGUACACCUUGAGGUAGUGGAAGAUCAAUCCACGCAGGCCUUCAUCUCGGCUCUCAUGCGCUUCGUGUCGCUACGGGGAAAACCGAGUGUAAUCCAUUGCGACAACGGUCGCAACUUCAUCGGUGCAGCCAGGGAACUGCAGCGCAUACGCGAUGCCUUCACCAACGCCGAGUUCCAACACAGCAUCAUCGAAAAGGUCGCCGAAGAAGGAAUGCGCUUCGCCUUCAUCCCCCCGCGCAGCCCUAACUUCGGUGGUCUAUGGGAGGCAAACAUCAAGGUGGCCAAGCGACUGCUAAAAGCCGCCGCCCACGGUGCGCAGUUAAGGAUGAUUGAGAUGCAAACUUUGAUGCAUCAAAUCUCAGCAAUCCUUAAUUCCAGGCCUCUUACUGCUGUCCGCACGGCACCCGAGGACGUCGAGGUGUUGACUCCAGCGCAUUUUUUGAUUGGUCGCGCCUCCUUCAGCACACCGGCGAUGCUGAGAAAUGACGACGCUGAGCCCAUUCACACGCGGUGGAAGCGUGUUCAGCGGCUAACCCAACAAUUUUGGACUCGAUGGCGGUCCGAAUACUUGGCGCAAUUACGUUGCGCCGCUAAGUGGACUCGACGAAUGCCGAACGCUCGCGAAGGACAAAUCGUAUUGAUCGGCGAUGAUAAUGUUCCCGUGUCUCGGUGGCCGUUGGGUAUCAUUAUCAGAGUCUACCCUGGCCCGGACGGGGCUAUACGAGUCGCCGACGUGAAGACAGGUAGUGGAGUCUAUCGGCGAAACGUCCGUCUACUAGCUCCCCUGCCCAUCGAUCCUGUGGUUCCUGCUACGUGCGGCGACCCUGACGAUCCUGUGGUUCCUGCUACGCGCGGCGAUCCUGACGAUCCUGCGGUUCCUGCUACGUGCGGCGAUCCUGACGAACUUGUGGUUCCUGCUACGUGCGGCGAUCCUGACGAUUCUGUGGUUCCUGCUACGUGCGGUGAUCCUGCAGAUCCUGUGGUUCCUGCUACGUGCGGCGAUCGUGCCGCGACGGCGGGACAUAGGGACGACGAGCCUACAGCAGGCGUUUGGGACUGA